Danio aesculapii is the source of this 1818-nucleotide messenger RNA. RefSeq names its product finTRIM family, member 92 (gene ftr92). The record is from RefSeq and is a predicted model, not a curated record. The transcript is spliced from 7 exons. Gene Ontology annotation, molecular function: protein binding. NCBI's taxonomy places the organism in Eukaryota, Metazoa, Chordata, Actinopteri, Cypriniformes, Danionidae. The coding region runs from base 18 to 1640 and encodes 540 amino acids.
UCUUUAACGCUGAGCAAAUGGCAGAUGAGCAGGAUCCACACGUGCGCUCUGUUUAUCUACAGGACCUGAGUGAAAGCAGCUCUCCUCCAGAUGUGAAUGAGUCUGUGGCCUCUACUGCAGACCUACAGGACCCUAGUGAAACCACCUUUUCUCAAGAUCUUAAUGUGUCUGAGGCUUCUACUGCAGACCAACAGGACCUGAGUGAAAGCACGUGUCCUCCAGACAUGGAAGAGUCUGUGGCCUCUGCUGCAGACCUACAGGACCUGAGUGAAAGCAGCUGUCCUGCAGAUCCUCAUGUGUCCUCUGUUUCGGAGCAGCUGGAGAGCACAGUGCUGGAGUCUGGAGGUGCAGAUGUGAAGGAUGUUUACUGUGAAACUCACCUGAGGACGCACGCUGCAAAUGCACACUUACUAGUGCACUCCAGUGGACGCCUGCAGGGGGAGACGUGCAGGGAGCAUCAGAACCUGCCGGAGGUUUAUGGAGGACACAACACCACUGCGCAGGAGAGAACAGAGAAACAGAGCCAGCUGCAAAAGUCCAAGCAGAUGAUCAGGGAUAGAGAGACAGAGCUGAAGGAAAUGCGGAAAGCUGCAGGAAACCUCAGGAACCUGACUAAAGCCACAGAGGAAGAAGGCGACAGGAUCUUCACCGAUAUGCUCAGCUUCAUACGCAGAAGCCACACAGAGAUGAUGAAUCUGCUCCAGACUCAGAUGAGCGUGGAGAUGGACAGAAUUCAGGAACAUCUGGAACAACUGGACCAGGAGAUCCACAAACUGAAGAGAAAACACUCUGAACUGGAGCAGCUUUCAACUGAAGAUCACUUACACUUACUACAGAGCACUGACGUGCCCAGCCUGACCGCUAACCCACAGUUCUCUUUUGGGGAAAUGAUCAAGUCCCUCUCCUCAUUAACUGCACAAAUACAGGAUGUCUGGAGACGGGAAAUCAGCAGCAUUUCCUCAGCAGUGAUCACAGAGAAGAUCUUACUGCCUGUUGAACCCAAGACGAGGGAUGAGUUUCUACAGUUUCUGGUUCCCUUGAGUCUGGACCCAAACACCGCCCACAGGAGCCUUCGUUUAUCAGAUCAGAACCGUGCGGUGGCGUGCAGCCCGGACCUCCAGCCGUACCCUGAGCACCCACAGCGCUUCCAGUGGUGGGCGCAGGUUUUGAGUCGAGAGCGUCUGUUUGGCCGCUGCUACUGGGAGGCAGAGUGGAGCGGUCGGUAUGGCGUGGACAUCGCAGUGUCCUACAGAGACAUCGGCCGUACUGGAGAACAGGACGACGCUGGGUUUGGAUACAACACACACUCCUGGAGUCUGGACUGCUCUGAAAGAUACGCAGUGGUGCACGAUAACGUGGAGACAGAGGUCAGUGUUCCAGCGUCCCGCAGGAUCGGGGUUUAUCUGGACACCCGUGUGGGUUUUCUGUGUUUCUACAGCGUCUCAGACCGCAUGAUCCUCCUGCACAGACUCCACACACGCUUUAAUCAACCUCUGCAUCCAGGGUUUGGUCUCUUUCAGGGAUCCGCUGCCAGAUUUUGUUCCCCAGAAAUGGACAAACCCAAGAAUAAAAAAGCAAGUGCAAAUCAAAGACAUAGAACCAUGAAAAAAAUGAGGAAAAGCAGAAAACAUUCAGCAUAGAUUUAAAAGAUAUACAAGACAUGUGUAGUUUACAAUAGCGGAGUCUGUUAAUAAUGUUAAAGCAUGCUGAAAUGUGACAGUGAACAUUUAAUUAUGUUACUAAGUGUGGUUUAACUUACUGUUAAACUUUUUAUACCGUAACAGAGUUGACAUUUUGUACUGCAGAUGCACAUCUGGA